AUGGCGGUCGGCUCCAGACAAUUCUAUCCGCAGUUGCAAAGGCACCAGAGCAGCUUGGCUAUCACUGUAUGGUUACCAUCGCGGAAACCUCUGCUCUUCCGACCCAUGUUUACGAGACUCAUGACCAAGAACUGGAUACUUGGCAGAACUCUGGAUCAGGACCGAUUGUUCCACGACGCACGUCAAGAAAAACAGGCACUCGUUCCUCGCGGGGCCUUUGUCUGGAAGACCGAUGCACUUGCGCUUGCCAUAGUCGCAACUACUCGUCAGGACAAUCCUUUUCUUGGAGCAUAA
Exophiala spinifera is the source of this 294-nucleotide messenger RNA. RefSeq lists its product as uncharacterized. The transcript has a single exon. The coding region runs from base 1 to 294 and encodes 97 amino acids. Lineage: Eukaryota; Fungi; Ascomycota; Eurotiomycetes; Chaetothyriales; Herpotrichiellaceae. The record is from RefSeq and is a predicted model, not a curated record.